This is a messenger RNA of Hippoglossus stenolepis (Pacific halibut), 2188 nucleotides long. RefSeq names its product zinc finger protein 664. The record is from RefSeq and is a predicted model, not a curated record. Bases 290 to 1945 code for a protein of 551 amino acids. Lineage: Eukaryota; Metazoa; Chordata; Actinopteri; Pleuronectiformes; Pleuronectidae. The transcript has 4 exons.
GGACCCCCAGGUAAGAUCCUAUGAUCCAGGGACAGCUGUGUUUCUACCUGUGGCUCAGGAAAGGAAGUGAUGAGAUAAAAGGCCGAUUGAAGCCCCGCCCUCAGCAGGCUGUUCACAGGGGGCGGUGCCGUGACGAAACCGGACCGAAGCGUAUUCUGAUCCAGGGAGGGGGGGGGGGGCCUACAGGUGAGUCUCUACCUGUUCAUUAAUGCUGCUGUCUGAUUGGCUCUGACAGAGUGACCUCCAUGACCCAAUGAAGAUGAAGCUGUGAUGUCAGAUCUCCGACUUGAUGUCAGCGGCUCCUCCACAGGCUGCAGUGAUGAACCGUGACCCGGAAGUGCACCGCUGCUGCAGCGCCUCAGUGUCCGGCUCUCCCCCUUCGGUCACCGGACCUGUGGACCGGAGCGUCUCGGCCUCUGGAGGAACCGGAGGGAUGGAGCUCGACGCGGCUUCACCGGACUCAGCUGAAGAGUUUGGAAACGUUCAAAUCAAAAUGGAGCCAGACGGAGACGUGGAGAUCCAGUCGUAUCCUGUCCUGAAGAAUCUGUUCGUCAAACUGACGGACUGUAGGAUGUGGCUGGAGGGGCGGGACUUCCUGUCUCUGGACCAUCACCCUCAGCUCUGUAACCAGAGAGCGAGCCAGCACUGCUCAAUGAUUACCGGCAGGAAGAUGGUCUACUGCUCCGAGUGUACCAAAGGCUUCUAUAAUAAGUCUCACCUGGAGGCUCACCUGAGGAUCCACGGAGGACUGAAACCCAAUGAGUGCUGGCAGUGUGGGAAAACCUACCCGACCCUGAUGAGCCUCGUCAUCCAUCAGCACAUCCACAAUCGCAAGGAACCGUACCAGUGCUCGUACUGUGACCAGACCUUCGCUCUGAAGAGGGACUGGAAGACCCACCACAGGACACACUCCGGGACCAAACCCUUCAAAUGCUGGUUCUGUGGGGACGGCUUCGACGAGCGGCAAGAGCUCACCGAGCACCUGGAGGUGCACAAGGGGGAGAAGUGUUAUCGCUGCAAAGUCUGUGACAAGAUGUUUGUCUCCUACCAGGGCUUCAACUUCCACCGCAAAUCGCACAAGAACCAGAAGCUGCUGUCCUGCCCCAAGUGCAUGAAGACAUUCAGCAACCCUCAGAGUCUGAAGCUCCAUCAGGUGACUCACUCCAAAAGGAAACCACAUAAAUGCCCCACGUGUGGAAAAGGCUUCAAGCUGCAGAGCGGCCUGCACUGCCACCAGAGGACCCAUGAGGACCUCAGGGCCUAUCACUGCACCGAGUGCGGCAAAUGUUUCUCCAGCCUGCAGGGUCUGAAACUGCACAACCGCACACACACUGGACUGAAGCCCUACAAGUGCACUGAGUGUGGGAAGAGGUUCACCCAGUCCCCCCACCUCAAGUCUCACAUGGUCACACAUACUGGAGAGCGGCCGUUCCUCUGCACCACCUGCGGCAAGAGAUUCACUCAGUCGUCUCACCUGAAGUCUCAUAUCACUCUGUUCCACGUGGGCGAGAAGCCGUUCACCUGUGACGACUGCGGAAAGAGCUUCACCAUUGCCCACUACUUGAAGAUGCACAGGCUGAGCCACACCAAAGAAAAGCUGUAUCAGUGCUCGUACUGCGAGAAGUCCUUCUCCUACCACAACUCCUGGAGGGCCCAUGAGAGGAUCCACACCGGCGAGCGCCCGUUCACCUGCCAGGACUGUGGCCAGAGCUUCAUCACGUCAGGCUCGCUGCUGAGCCACCAGAGAUCCAAACACACCGGAGAGAAAAACCACUAUUGCAUCACCUGCGGAGAGUUCUUCUUCACCAGCUCGCUGCUGCGGGUCCACCAGCUCGACCACACCGGCGAGCGGCCGCACGCCUGCAUCUGUGGCAAGACCUUUAAAACUAAAGGAGUGCUGCGCUACCACCUGAAGAGGUUCACCGACCACAGACCGACUGAGUGAAGGGCUGUUUGGAAAAUACAUCUGUAUUCCUAAAAACACAAAUGACGCAGGUCUGAGACUGAGCGGAGAGACGGGUGCAUGCAGGUGUAAUACAACUGGAUGUUAGUUACUGUAGUUUGCCAGCAGGUGGCGCUGCAGCAGUGACAGAUCAUGAAGAUGCUUUAAAACACUGAUAAUUGUAGUUUUUUUUAUGAAUCUGCAGUUUAAUUGACUCCUUUUCAAAAUAAAAGCAGCUGAAUUGAA